AUGGCACUUCCUGUUACUCUCUACACUUAUGAACCUACCCCAAAUGUUAUCAAGGCCUUUAGCACUCUAGACUCUCCCAUCGUCAUCAUGUCCAACGAUGUGGCCAUCUCUACUACAAUUCAUGAAGAAUUCAAGGAUAGGCGAUUUGAAGACUUUGUGUUCUAUCUUGACGUGUUCCCGCUCUACUAUGCUCUCAUUGAUCUUGUUGAUCCUUUUCUCCCACAACAUAUCUGCGAGUUCUACUAUACAUCUACCUACUAUGAGCCCGUAAUGAUUAUUGGUACAAUCGAAGAUGGGCAACAUAUUAUUUCAAUGACUGUAACUAACUUUCUAAAAGCCUUACGUCUUCCAAUCUAUGACGAGUACUCUGACCUUCCUACUGACCAGGAAUCUCACAUUGUUCUUACUAAAUUAGGGUAUGGCCUCACAAAACAAAGGAAUCAUGAUGGUAAUGUUUAUACCCUUCCUCAGUGUCCUCCAACUACCUUGAAGUUUCUCACAGAAUUCCAAGAGAAUGUAGUCACAACCUUGGAUUCUUUGGUACAACUUACUACAAACAUGAGUCAGUGUCUGACAACGAUAGAGAGUAAUGUUUCCGAAAUCAAGCGAUUACUUUCGGACACUAACAUUGAACAUUUUGAGGAUGAUGGGCCUCAGCGACCACCAGAUAAUGACCAACAACCACCACCUGGUCCUACCAGUGUCUCACCACUAGACAUAAAUAACACCAACAUUCCUCCUCCACCUCCACCUACUGGUCCUCGACCAUAA
Messenger RNA from Lactuca virosa, 771 nucleotides. NCBI's taxonomy places the organism in Eukaryota, Viridiplantae, Streptophyta, Magnoliopsida, Asterales, Asteraceae. The record is from the annotation of a GenBank genome assembly.